Molecule: messenger RNA, 1875 nt
Organism: Arachis duranensis
Lineage: Eukaryota; Viridiplantae; Streptophyta; Magnoliopsida; Fabales; Fabaceae
Product: protein DETOXIFICATION 48-like
Exons: 3
Coding region: 56-1672 (538 amino acids)
Biological process (GO): xenobiotic detoxification by transmembrane export across the plasma membrane
Cellular component (GO): membrane
Molecular function (GO): antiporter activity; xenobiotic transmembrane transporter activity
Source: RefSeq, a predicted model, not a curated record
ACUCUUCCUCCCAAAAAGCAUCUUCACAAUUUAGGUUCUUAAUCCCUAAGUGAUAAUGAACCCUCUUCUUGAUAACGAUCAAGUUCAACAUAAUCUUGAGAAAUGGCCAAGUCCUAACGAGGCGUUUGCAGAAAUGAAGGCCAUAUGGAAAAUAUCAGGCCCAACAGCCAUAACGGGCUUGCUUAUGUAUUCAAGAUCAAUGAUCUCGAUGCUAUUCCUCGGCUACCUCGGUGAUGCCGAGUUAGCCGGGGGUUCCCUCUCCAUUGGGUUCGCCAACAUAACCGGCUACUCUGUCAUCUCCGGUUUAGCCAUCGGAAUGGAACCGCUUUGUGGACAAGCUUACGGCGCCAAACAGUUGAAGAUUCUGGGACUCACCCUUCAAAGAACCGUCCUCCUCUUACUGGCGGCCACCGUGCCCAUCAGCGUGGCAUGGCUCAACAUGGAGAACAUACUCUUAUGGUGUGGACAAGACCACCAAAUCUCGUCCACAGCUCAAAUUUUCAUCCUCUUUUCUAUCCCUGAUUUGUUCUUUCUUUCCCUCCUUCACCCUCUAAGAAUCUAUCUCAGAGCACAGAGCAUUACGCUUCCGAUAACGUUUUGCUCCGCCAUCUCCGUUCUCCUCCACGUUCCGCUGAACUUCCUCCUUGUUGUCCAUUUUAAGAUGGGUGUUGCCGGGGUGGCCGUUGCAAUGGUGUGCUUCAACUUCAAUCUCUUCGUCUUCCUCUCCUCGUUCGUCUACUUCUCCGGCAUCUAUAAAGAUUCCUGGGUUUCUCCGAGCAUUGACUGCUUCAAAGGAUGGUCAUCGCUUCUUGCAUUGGCUGUGCCGUCCUGCGUCUCCGUUUGCCUAGAGUGGUGGUGGUACGAAUUUAUGAUAAUGCUUUGUGGACUGUUGGUGAAUCCAAAAGCAACCGUUGCAUCAAUGGGAAUCUUAAUCCAAACAACAUCUUUGGUCUACGUGUUCCCAUCGUCUCUUAGCCUUGGCGUCUCCACCAGGGUGGGAAAUGAGUUGGGAGCCAAUAGGCCCGCCAAGGCCCGCAUUUGCAUGAUAGUUUCACUUUUUUGUGCAAUGGGCUUGGGCAUCACGGCGAUGAUCUUCACCACCUUGAUGAGGCACCAAUGGGGAAGGUUCUUCACCAAUGACCAAGAAAUUCUAAACCUUACGGCCAUAGCAUUGCCAAUUGUCGGGCUUUGCGAGCUCGGCAACUGUCCACAAACUACAGGUUGCGGGGUUCUGCGGGGCUGUGCAAGGCCCACCAUUGGAGCUAACAUAAAUUUGAGUUCGUUUUAUUUGGUGGGUAUGCCGGUCGCGGUAGUACUUGGAUUUGUGAGUAAGAUGGGAUUUGUUGGGCUUUGGUUUGGGUUGCUUGCGGCCCAAGCAACAUGUGCGGGCCUCAUGUUGUUUGUUCUAUGCAAGACUGAUUGGAAUGCUGAAGCACAAAAAGCAAAGGAACUAACCAAUGCUGCUUCUUCUUCUGUUAAUAAUUCCAAAACGAAAGGAGAGGGUAACAAGAACAUCAAUGAUCAUCAUCAUAAUCAUCUCGAGAAGAUUGUGAUCGCCGUAGAGAAUGAUGAACUUGGCAAGAUCACAGAUCAAUCAUCAUCACUUGAAACCGACCCACUGAUCACACUUACUACCAAUAAUAAACAGUGUAAAUUAAUUAAUUAUUGUUGAAUUAAUUAACUAUCUAACUAGCUUUUUAAUUAGGUAAAAACUCAGGUGCAGUCGACUUCACGUGAAGUUGAUAAUUGAGAGUCGUCAGAUAAUUUGAAUAAUUUGACUAAAUUUUCAUUUAAUAACUCUCAACUAUCAACUUCAUGUAAAAUCAACUGCACGUGAAUUUUCACCUCUUAAUUAUAUGAUCACUUGUUUCCUUG